GGUAGCUUUGCGGCUAGGUAACUAGCAUUAGCUCCUGCAAAGUUUGGGGUUUGUAACUACCUUUAGAAGAUGGCAACAGAAGCAAAACGAGUCAAGGUGGAUGAUGGUGCAGAGCUCACCCCCCUGCAGAGCUUUCUACAGUGGUGUGACAGAGUGGGUCUGGUGCUGAGCAGUAAGGUGUAUGUGAGUAAAGAAGGGACAGCGGCUGAGUAUGGGAUGCUGGCGAAGGACAACAUAGAAGAAGGAGAGGUUUUAUUCACCAUCCCCAGAUCAGCUCUUCUCCACCAGGGAACAACGAAGGUUUCUGCUUUGCUGGAAAAAGAGAAAUCAUCUCUGGAGAGCUCUUCUGGCUGGGUUCCCCUGCUGCUGUCUCUUCUGUAUGAGUACACUACGUCCCAGUCCCACUGGAAACCCUACCUCUCUCUGUGGACCAACUUCAAGACGCUGGACCAUCCCAUGUUCUGGCCUAAAGAGGAGAGAGAGAGACUGUUGAGGGGAACCGGUGUUCCAGAGGCGGUGGACACAGACUUGAACAACAUCCAGCGGGAAUACACAGACGUGGUCUUGCCUUUCAUGAUCAGACAUCCUGACCUGUGGAACCCCAACACACACACCCUGGAGCUCUACACAAAGCUGGUGGCCUUCGUCAUGGCCUACAGUUUUCAAGAGCCGCAGGAAGAGGAAGACGACGAAGAGGAUGAGGAAGAGGAGCAGGCCCCCAACCCUCCGAUGAUGGUUCCCAUGGCCGACAUGCUCAACCACGUGUCCAAUCACAAUGCCAAUCUGGAGUUUACACCGGACAGCUUGAAGAUGGUUUGCGUGCGUCCUGUUCGCAAAGGCGACGAGGUGUUUAACACCUACGGACAGAUGGCCAACUGGCAGCUGCUUCACAUGUACGGCUUCACCGAGCCAUAUCCGAGCAACAGCAAUGACACUGCUGACAUCCCCGUCACCAACCUGUACGAAGUCGUCACACAAGGUAUUCAGUCUGAUUUGUACCGGCAGCUGAAGGAGGAGCAGUGGGAGACGCUGUGUGAGAUGAUGCAGGAGAAAGCGGCCUUUAUCUUCGGUAAACAGGGCUGCCUUACAGACACAGAGCUGCAUACUGCGCUCAAGGUGCUGUGCAUGUCGCAGGAAGAGUUCUCAGACUUCAAAGACAACGAAGGAUGGGAGGAAGAUGAUGAGGACGACGAGAAGAUCUCCCAGGCUUUCUCCAACGAGGGUCUUCCUGAGUUAAAGGCCCCGUGGAAGUGGUUGAUUCAUGAGGCGGCACGUCUGACUCUGAGGUCCUACGGAGACGAGGAGGGGAAGCUGGAAGACAACAUGGUGGACGGCGACCGGGCACUGAUGGAGGACAAGGCAGCUGCUGCAGGACUGAGCUGCAGGCAGUGGAGAGCACUGCAGGUUCGCUACGGACAGAAGAGCAUCCUGCACAGACUGAUGGAGCUCACCAAGUCAUGAGUCUGCCUGCAACAAAGACUGUUUCUUCAUCCUUUGUUUCUUAAAACACACAUUAAAUAAAUAUUUUUCUUGAAGAUGG
Messenger RNA from Stegastes partitus (bicolor damselfish), 1540 nucleotides. It is a transcript of the gene setd6, whose product is annotated as SET domain containing 6, protein lysine methyltransferase. Gene Ontology annotation, cellular component: nucleus. Gene Ontology annotation, molecular function: protein binding; protein-lysine N-methyltransferase activity. The coding region runs from base 70 to 1461 and encodes 463 amino acids. The record is from RefSeq and is a predicted model, not a curated record. Gene Ontology annotation, biological process: peptidyl-lysine monomethylation. NCBI's taxonomy places the organism in Eukaryota, Metazoa, Chordata, Actinopteri, Pomacentridae. The transcript is spliced from 9 exons.